CUGCCAAUGGCUUCCGAUGUUUCUUCUCGUGACUUUUCUAGGAACACCUUUUCCCCAGUUAUCCUGCCCGUGACAUCUUCUCCGAUGCGCGCGAGAAUAUCAGCUUGAAGCCAGCUGACAUCGAGCUCGGUCAUGUUGUGCCCGUAGUUAAAUGCUCCAGCACGGUGCCCAUUGUACUGGCUGUCGCCGUCUCCUUCGUCUUCUCCCUCAGUAUCGUUACUAAUAACGGGUGGAUCAUGCAGCCGCGAUCAGCGCUCUUUCUGGCUGUUCUCGUUGCAGCAGUUCAUGGCCAGAGCCCGGGGCCAAUCGUCAACCUUGGUUACGCACAAUACCAGGGUGUAAACAAUGAUACUACUGGUGGUGCAUCUUGGUUAGGUGUACGCUACGCUGCACCUCCCAUCGGCCAACUCCGCUUCGCCGCACCUCAGGCUCCUGCCAAUGUCAAUGGCACACAGCAAGCCGCAAGCCAGCCAGAUAUAUGUCGCCAGGUGUACUCCUCCGGGACCGGCCCUACAUCUCCGUAUCUAAAUGUUACUGGGGUGAGUAAACGAGAUAGCACUACUCCACCCGAAUCGGAGGAUUGCUUGUUUCUAAACGUCUAUACCCCGGUUGAUGUUGGCAAGAACGCAACUGCCAGUCUUCCUGUUAUUGUGUGGAUACACGGUGGCGGUUACCUAUUUGGCGCCGCCUUUGGGCAAGCCGGAAAAGAUCUGGUUGAUGAGUCAGACAAUGGAGUCGUCGUCGUCGUGAUCCAAUACCGGCUUGGCGUAUUCGGUUUCCUCUCAGGAAACGAAGUUGUUGAAGGGGGAGGAGCUCUGAAUGCAGGCCUGUUGGAUCAAACAUUUGCCCUCCAAUGGGUACAGGAUCAUAUCGCCAAGUUUGGUGGUGAUCCUGCGAAGGUCACAAUCUGGGGCGAGUCGGCAGGCGCGGGAUCUGUACUGCAACAUAUCGUCUCGAACGGCGGAAACUCCCAGCCACCUCUAUUUCGUGCCGCCAUGACCAGCUCGACGUUUUUGCCAUCUCAGUAUGCCUAUAAUGAUAGCAUUCCCGAGGCCAUUUAUCAGCAGUUUGUCAAAGGGGUAGGAUGUGACAAGUCCGAAAUGCCAUAUGCGUGCCUAAGGAACGUGUCCGCCGACACACUUAACUCAGUGAACACUGAUGUCAACGUCAACGGAUUCUACGGUACCUUCACUACGGCUCCCGUCGUUGAUGGGAAGUUGAUUGUCGAGCGUCCUAUCGAGACACUCCUCAAGGGUAACGUCAACGGAGAAGUGUUGUUGGCUGUUAUGAACUCCGAUGAAGGCGCUAGCUUCGUCAACCCAAACGAGACAUACGCAGCGACGGAUUACGUCCAAAACGUCUACCCACACCUGUCCGCUGAGGAUAGGCAGAAAGUCGCAGAUGCAUACGCUAACUACACCAUCGCCGCCGGUGAAGGUGUACCUGUAGGCGCUGAGGUUACAAAGGCUAUCGGUAUCAUGGGCGAAUCGGUAUUCUACUGUCCCUCCUACUACCUUCUCGAGGCUUUCAACAAGUCUGGGAAGAAGGCAUGGAAAGGAUUAUUCGCAAUCCCCCCUGGCUACCAUGGCAAUGACGUCGAGUACUACUUCACUUCCCUUAGCGGCGGACCGCCAUAUAACAUACUUUCGUUUGUCGACUCCUUCUCCAAGUCAUUCUCAGGCGUCGCUAUCUCCCUCGAUCCUAACGCUCACGUCGACUCGAGCGACGUCACUCCUACUUGGAACACUUGGGCGCAAGGACACGUGGAGAUGAUCUUCAACAUCACGGAGACAAACCAGACCAACAUCGCGCCGAGAGUUACGGACCCGAGUAUCCUCUCGCGGUGCAGUCUCUGGCAAACGCUGGGUCAAUACACGGGGCAGUAG
Molecule: messenger RNA, 1886 nt
Organism: Coniophora puteana RWD-64-598 SS2
Lineage: Eukaryota; Fungi; Basidiomycota; Agaricomycetes; Boletales; Coniophoraceae
Product: alpha beta-hydrolase
Exons: 13
Coding region: 237-1886 (549 amino acids)
Source: RefSeq, a predicted model, not a curated record